Cornus florida is the source of this 1804-nucleotide messenger RNA. Its product is annotated as CBL-interacting serine/threonine-protein kinase 1-like. Gene Ontology annotation, biological process: signal transduction; protein phosphorylation. The record is from RefSeq and is a predicted model, not a curated record. The transcript has 12 exons. Lineage: Eukaryota; Viridiplantae; Streptophyta; Magnoliopsida; Cornales; Cornaceae. Bases 260 to 1549 code for a protein of 429 amino acids. Gene Ontology annotation, molecular function: ATP binding; protein kinase activity.
AAGUAUAUUAUGUCUGGCCUCUGCUUCCUCUUCUUCUUCUUCUUCUGUUAUAUUAGGCGAUAGUUUUAAUAACUAUCGUGUCGACAGUUUGAAGGAUAAUACGCUAGAGAGAGAAAUUGAAACGAACUAGAGUGAGGGAGGGAGGGAGUUUUAGAGAGAGAAAGUGGUGGUUUCUGGUUUGUUUGGUUUUUUGAUUGAGAGUAGCAGGAGGUUGUUUGCUUGCUCGGAAGAGGAAGAGGAAGAGGAAGGAAAGAAGGGAAUGCAACUGGGAAAGUACGAGAUAGGAAGGACUCUGGGCGAAGGAAAUUUCGGCAAGGUCAAGUACGCUAAGAACCUCGAUUCUGGACAAUCAUUCGCUGUUAAAAUCUUGGAAAAGAACAGAAUUCUCAACAUCGCCGAUCAGAUUAAGAGAGAGAUUGGCACAUUGAAGCUCCUCAAACAUCCAAACGUCGUCAGAUUACAUGAGGUAUUGGCAAGCAAAACCAAGAUUUACAUGGUCCUAGAAUAUGUAACUGGCGGUGAACUGUUUGACCGAAUUGCAUCCAAAGGAAAACUCUCUGAGGCUCGAUGCAGGAAGCUCUUCCAACAGUUAAUUGAUGGACUUAGUUACUGCCACAACAAAGGCGUUUAUCACCGGGAUCUUAAGCUGGAGAACAUACUUGUUGAUGCAAAAGGAAACAUAAAGAUUUCUGAUUUUGGCCUCAGUGCAUUACCCCAGCAUUUUAGGGAUGAUGGGUUACUGCAUACCACCUGUGGAAGUCCAAAUUAUGUUGCUCCUGAGAUUCUUAAUAAUAGGGGAUAUGAUGGUGCCACCUCAGAUACCUGGUCGUGUGGUGUCAUCUUAUAUGUAACUCUCACAGGAUAUCUACCAUUUGAUGAUAGAAAUCUUGCAGUUCUCUAUCAAAAGAUUUUCAAGGGGGAUGUUCUGAUACCAAAAUGGCUAACCCCAGGAGCACAAAACUUAAUAAGGAGAAUUCUUGAUCCCAACCCUGUUACAAGGAUAACAAUGGCAGAGAUCAAAGUAGAUGAAUGGUUCAAGCAAGACUAUACUUAUGCGGACCCUGAUGACGAAGAAGAUAUAUUCAUAGAUGAUGAAGUUUUAUCAAUACAUGAUAUGACAUCAGAAGCAGAAAAAAAUUCAAAAUCACCUACGCUCAUCAAUGCCUUCCAGCUGAUUGGAAUGUCUUCAUUCCUAGAUCUGUCUGGUUUCUUUGAGAAAGAGGAUAUUUCGGAGAGGAAGAUCAGAUUUACAUCCAACCAUUCUCCAAAAGAAUUGCUUAAGAGGAUUGAGGAUACUGUUACUCAGAUGGGAUUUCAAGUUCAGAGGAAAAAUGGAAGGCUUAAGGUGAUGAAAGAGCACAAAGGUCAGAAAAGCCAGGGGACUCUUUCUGUUGCAGCAGAAGUGUUUGAGAUAAGCAAAUCCUUGUAUGUAGUUGAAUUAAGAAAAUCCUAUGGAGAUUCUACGGUGUAUAGACAGUUGUGUACAAAGCUAGCAAAUGACCUGGGUGUCUCAACAAGUCAAGAACAGCUGCUGACCAUGAAAGCUUGAGUAUCCAAAGACAGUUAGAUUAGAAACAGCAACAUCAAUAUGCCUAGUAUAGAAUCUAUAUAAAGAUCCAUAGGAAGAAAUUUAUUUGCUUUUGUUCGCGCGUUUUUUGGCUUCACACCAGUCAAUGGAGUUUGUGGGCGUGCCAUAGUAUGUAUAUACUCAAAAAUAUGAUUGAACACCAACUAUCCCUUUUGGUUAGUGGUCGACUUCAGGCGAAUGUGUGGGAAAGAGAAUAUCACAGCGAGAUUCUUUUUC